AUGGCUGAGCAGCUGCCACCACCUCCCACCCUCCACCCUGGCGCCCGGAGCAGCAUGGCUCAUGGAGAGCUUGUCCAGGACUCUGGUCUCCCGGUAGCUCCAGGUGGAGGCUGUGGCCAUGCCCAUACAAGAACCCAGAGGCUCCUGAAAAGCCAACUUUACCCAGGGUUUGAAAAAGCACCGCUCAGAAACACCUAUGCUGUUGUUUUCUUCCCGUCUCUCAUUCCAGAGUCGGCUCAGGGAGCCACGGCUCCGAGCAAGUGUCUGUUUAGCCUGGAGCUGGAUCCAAACUCUGGCUUGCUUCCUCCUCUGUCCCAGGCUUGCUCCGGCCUGCCAAAGCCCUGUAUGGAAGGUGAGAGAAGCCCAGCCCCCCGAGAGAAGGGCAGAGACUCCCCCUUUGCCUGGAGCCCCGGCCCCAGCUCCAGCUUCGCCGACCCUGACUGGUUUUGGGAUGAGAACAUCCAAGCAAAGAGGGCCAGGGUGGAGACCAUCGUCCAAGGCAUGUGCCUCUCUCCUCACACUCCGGCUCCGGCGCCCGGCAAGGCCCGAGCCAGGGACGGCGCCUGUUGCCCAGGGAAGGCCCGGGAGCGGAAGAGGAAGCAGAGCCUUCCCAUGCAGCAAGGCCCCCUGAAGCCAGGCCCUGCCGGGGACCACGGCAGCCGGAAAGGGGGCCCUCGGGUAAGAGAACAGCUCCAUCAGCUGAAGCAACAGCUAAGACAUUUACAAAAGCACAUCCUGAGGGCUGCUGAGCCCAGGGACACAGCCCAGGACCCAGGGGGCUCCGAGACGGACAAGGGCCCUCUGAGGGCACAGCAGAGGAAUGGUUAUGGACAUAGGCCCCGGGCUCUGGACAGUGACCACUACCAGGGUUCCCGUGGGGAUCACCCCAAGGAGGAAAAGCCCAGAGCCUCUGAGGCGGAACACCAGUCUGAGGAGCCCAGUUUCCUUCCCUGUGGAACACAGGCUUUGCUGGAGAUUCUGAGGAAAGAACUGACCGGGGCAGUGUCCCAAGCUGUGGACUCAGUAUUACAAAAGGUACUGUUGGAUCCACCAGGCCACCUGACUCGGCUGGGCAGAAGCUUCCAGGGGCUUGUGCCAGAGGGGAGAAGUGAGCCCUCACCUCCUGAGAGAGGCGCCUGUAAAGACCUAUUUCCUCUGGCCACGUUGCCCAGGAGGGCCCAGCCACAGACCGGGGUCCUGUCACAAAACUUCUCACUGGCCAAGUCUCUGGACCCUCCCAGGUACCCUGUCUCUCUGAGGAUGAUCCCCACACCCUAUCAGGGUCCCCCAGCAAACUGUCCUUUGACUGCGCCUUCCCACAUCCAGGAAAAUCAGACUCUUGGCCAGCUGCUGGGUCACAGACCCAGUGGUCACUGGAGCAGCAGUCUUCCCCACAACUCAACUCCCCAAAGUCAUUGCUCCUCAGAGUCCGGCCUGCGACCGUGGGGAGCGGUCAAACUGCGGCCAUCGGUUCUGAGCCAGCAGCAGUACGCCUUGCCCUUCGCUUCCCCCCGUCUGGAAAGACUGCCCGUUCUUCCCUCGGUGAAGAUGGAACAGGGCGGCCUGCAGGCUGUCCCCGAUGUGCUGCCUUUUCCUUCAGUCCACAUCCAGGAGGGCCUAAAUCCUGGUCACUUGAAGAAGGCCAAACUGAUGUUUUUCUUCACACGCUACCCCAGCUCCAACCUCUUGAAGGCUUACUUCCCCGAUGUCCAGUUCAACCGCUGCAUAACCUCCCAGAUGAUCAAGUGGUUCAGCAACUUUCGGGAGUUUUAUUACAUCCAGAUGGAGAAAUUUGCCCGGCAAGCGACUACAGAUGGUGUCACAAAUCCCAAGAUGCUGGUGGUACUCCGUGACUCAGAGCUUUUUCGAGCUCUCAAUAUGCACUAUAACAAGGGAAACGAUUUUGAGGUCCCAGAUUGCUUCUUGGAAGUUGCCAGCCUGACGUUACAGGAGUUCUUCAGGGCUGUCUCCGCGGGGAAAGACUCAGAUCCUUCCUGGAAGAAACCCAUUUAUAAAAUUAUUUCGAAACUGGACAGUGACAUCCCAGAGAUAUUCAAAUCUUCCAGCUAUCCCCAGGAGCUGUUUCGGAAUUAA
Messenger RNA from Lontra canadensis (Northern American river otter), 2094 nucleotides. It is a transcript of the gene PROX2, whose product is annotated as prospero homeobox 2. The transcript is spliced from 6 exons. Gene Ontology annotation, cellular component: nucleus. Bases 1 to 2094 code for a protein of 697 amino acids. Gene Ontology annotation, molecular function: DNA-binding transcription factor activity, RNA polymerase II-specific; RNA polymerase II cis-regulatory region sequence-specific DNA binding. The record is from RefSeq and is a predicted model, not a curated record. Lineage: Eukaryota; Metazoa; Chordata; Mammalia; Carnivora; Mustelidae. Gene Ontology annotation, biological process: regulation of transcription by RNA polymerase II.